AUGGGCAGGUUGCAAGCCUCUGGUCCCAUGAGUUUCUGGGAGAACUUUCGUUCUCCCGGAGUGGACAUGUGGAGCUUACUUUACCUGAAACAGUUCUACAAGCAGAACCAAUAUCCAACAUUGGAUCAAAAGAAAGAAAUUUCCAGAGCAACUGAUUUGGAGAUUGUUCAGAUUUCCAACUGGUUCAAAAAUCGUCGUCAACGGGAUAAAACGCGACUCGAAUGUGCGCACUAUGGUCGUCCAGAAAUGAUGCAGUUACAGACACUUGCCUAUUCAAAUUUACCGCUUAAUAUGAACAUCAGCAUGCCGUAUUCAUGUAAAGCAGAUUAA
Messenger RNA from Necator americanus (New World hookworm), 330 nucleotides. RefSeq lists its product as uncharacterized. Gene Ontology annotation, cellular component: nucleus; transcription regulator complex. The transcript has 3 exons. The coding region runs from base 1 to 330 and encodes 109 amino acids. Gene Ontology annotation, biological process: regulation of transcription by RNA polymerase II. The record is from RefSeq and is a predicted model, not a curated record. Gene Ontology annotation, molecular function: DNA-binding transcription factor activity, RNA polymerase II-specific; RNA polymerase II cis-regulatory region sequence-specific DNA binding. Lineage: Eukaryota; Metazoa; Nematoda; Chromadorea; Rhabditida; Ancylostomatidae.